Molecule: messenger RNA, 2694 nt
Organism: Cercospora beticola
Lineage: Eukaryota; Fungi; Ascomycota; Dothideomycetes; Mycosphaerellales; Mycosphaerellaceae
Product: DUF2828 domain-containing protein
Source: RefSeq, a predicted model, not a curated record
ACUUGACAAACGGAGCGCGACGCAGAGCCCCUCUCCCCUCUCUCCUCUUCCACCUACUUCCGCUCCUUUGCCCUUUCCUCACCGACCAUCAACACCUGCUUCGCAGACGCCCCCCACAGACGACAUUCAUUACAACAACCUCAAUCACAUCGUACAGAACUGCCGCAACCAUGACCGACGCACCGCAAGUUCAGCACUCGCUGCUGCAGUCCAAGUUCCCCGUCUUCCUUCCGGACAUGCCUCAACUCAAGCUGUCAAAGGAUGACUUCGCUGCCUACGUCCAGACAUUGAGCGCGAAGCAACCUGCCGCACCUGAAAAGCUGUCUGCUGGAGGCCAUAAGGACGACUCGAAGCAGCCCGCUGACAAAGAACCACCACCACAGUCGGCUUUCAUGAACGCUCUGCUCUCGGACAAGAAGGCCGUGCCCUCCUUCGAUGAACACGAUGACAAGAUGCUCACUGAGAACGCCGACGUCGCCUACAGUCGGUCCGGCAGCGCACUCGUCGAUCUCUUCUACGAAUUCGAGGAGGUCAUCUCCGCAGCUGCGUUGCGGACGCGACUGGAGAAGGCAUGGGCGGAGGACAAGGAUGCCGCACUCAAGAUCAUCUGGAACGCGCGCUCCAUCCAUCUCGGCAAGAGCAACCGCAAUGCCUUCUACCGAGCUUUGGGCUGGCUGUACGAGAACCAUCCUGGCACUCUGUUGUUCAACUUGCAGUGGCUUGUGCGACCUGUCAUUCAGAAGAAAGUACCCAAGAAGGACGAAUCCGCCCAGACGGAAGUCCCCAAGGACGGCGAGAAAUCUACCGCGGCGGAGUCAGUCGACAACGCCAACGAGAAGGACGCAGACAAUGACUUUGAAAUGGUGGAUGGCGAGACGGCACCUACGAGCACGACAGACCCUAAGAAGCGCAAGCUCUCUGAACUCGAGUCUGCCGAUGCCGAGUUCGACGUCAAGUAUGGUGUCGCACAUGGUUACUGGAAAGACCUUCUGAAUGUGCUGGCCCUUGCCGCAAACGAUCAAUUGAAGGCCGAUGGCAACCCUACCAGCAUCCUCAACACUGAGAUGCCCAACGCGAAGAAGUACAAGCGCAAUUGGACUGAGGGCCGCAAGAAGGAGAUCAACAAGGCACGCCACGAUACUGUCUUGGCCAAGCUCGGAUCAGACCAGAAAUACAGGGCGUUGCAUCUUUGCGUGGCACGUCUUUUCGCCGAGCAACUUGAGCUUGAUCUUGCGCGUCUGGAAUCCAACGACAAGAAAGAGAUCAAGAAGGUCACUCUUGCGGGCAAGUGGGCACCUUCAAACAAAGGCAUGCAUGAUCAGCACACGACCAUCGUCACCAGCAUUGCAGAGCUGCUUCACCCGCUCGGGAGUGUCUGCCCAGAUGCAGAUCCCGCAGACCGGGAGCUGUACAUCAAGCACGCGCGCAAUGCCUACCAGGUCAAGACUUUGUCAAAACUGCGCAAGCAGCUCCAAAUCGUCGAGCGCGACUUGACUGCCGAAACAUUUGACCAAAUCAAGUAUGACCGCGUGCCUUCUCUCGCCAUGAAGCAAUAUACCCCACUCUUCGCCCGCAAAGACAUGGACCACUUCGAUGCUUACAUCGAAAAAGUUGCCCAAGGCCAAGCCAAGAUCUCUGGCGCCGUUCUCCUCCCUUCCGCGCUUGUCAAAGAAGUCUCGCGCGCUGGUUACUCCGGUGGCCGCCGUUCGAGACCCUCACCAGCUGACGCUCUCGUCGCUGAGAAGAUUCGCGAAAUCACCGCCAAGUCUAUCGGAGCUCAGUGGAAUACUCUCGUUCAACGCAUCAAAGACUCCGGAGCCCUCACUUCUUCCAUUGCAGUCUGCGACGUCUCAGGCAGCAUGUCCUCCCCAGUCUUCCGCGACGGAACCUGCCCCAUGGACAGCGCAAUCGGCCUCUCGCUUCUCAUCGCCGAAGUUACAGAACCUCCCUUCGACGGUGCGAUAAUCACUUUCCAUGCUCGUCCGGAAGUCUUCCACGUCGGUGGAGCAGAGGAUGAGAGAAGCUUCAUGGAAAAGGUCGGUUACAUUAAAUCUAUGCCCUGGGGAAUGAACACAGAUUUCGUCGCUGUUUUUGAGGGACUGAUCCUGCCGAGGGCUGUUGAGUGCAAGGUCAAGCCUGAGGAUAUGGUAAAGCAGGUCUUUGUGUUCUCGGACAUGCAGUUUGAUUCUGCGACUCGCGGAUAUGAGCAGGAGGAUCGUUGGACGACCUCGUAUGAGCGCAUUCAGAAGAAAUUCAAGAAGCAUGGGUACGAGAUGCCGAAGCUCAUCUUCUGGAACUUGGCGGGUGGACGUGCGGGAUAUGAUGACGGUGCUGGUGAAGUUGGAGGUGGGGAUUCUACGGCUCCGAAGCCGGUCACUGCUGCUGAGGAGGGCACGGCAUUGGUAUCGGGGUACAGCCAGGGACAGUUGAAGAUGUUUUUGGACAAGGGGCAGUUUGACGGGGGCGAGGACGAGGAGAUGGUCGAGGUCGGGGAAGAUGGAGAAGUGAAGGAGAAGAAGGGAGAUGAUCCAAUCGCGAUGAUGAAGAAGGCGAUUGGGCACGAUGCUUACCGGAUGUUGAAGGUCGUGGAUUGAACGUUGGGACUUGGGCAUGGAAUAUGGAUGUGCUGGACCAACAGAGGACAGCUUACGAUUCUUACGACUUGUGAUGACACGCACGCAUGAAGGGUACAUG